Cyprinodon variegatus (sheepshead minnow) is the source of this 1193-nucleotide messenger RNA. Its product is annotated as FK506-binding protein 15-like. The record is from RefSeq and is a predicted model, not a curated record. The transcript is spliced from 2 exons. Bases 30 to 1193 code for a protein of 387 amino acids. Lineage: Eukaryota; Metazoa; Chordata; Actinopteri; Cyprinodontiformes; Cyprinodontidae.
CACAUUUUAACAACUGUAAUUGUGUAGAAAUGGCUCAUCAAUUUCCAAGACAACACAAUGGGAGGACAGGACCCCAGGCAAGAUGGGGAAAUCAACAAAACCACAAUGCGAGGAUAGGACCCCAGGCAAGAUGGGGACAUCAACAAAACCAGCAAGCCUGGUUUCAACCUCCACCCGAGGAUUUCUUACAUGAGGAAAUCCAAAGAUUAAACCAUCUUUUGGAAAUGGAGAAAGGGAGAUGGUUUGAGGAGAACCAAAAGGUAGUCGAACUGGAAUCACAGUUGGAGGAGACAAAAUCAGAGGUGAAAAGGCAGAAAAGUCUCAAAGAAAUGUUUAUCAACAAAGGCAAAGAGACAAAGAAGGAACUGGAGAGAUUACAAAAGGUUAGUGAUCCAGAGAUCCUAAACUCUGCAGCCAUUGCCGAAAUAGUUCACAACGACAUGAAAUACAAGAAGAAAAAGAUGCUGCAAAAAGACUUUGAUGAACUGAAGGUGGCCCACAUCCUCGUCCAACAAUCUCUUACCUCACAAAUCCAGGCAGAAAAAGACAAGAAUAUUGCCCUCCAGGAAGAACUGGACAAACUCAAGACUUCCUACCAGGAGCUUCCCUCCAAAAGUAAAGAUGCUGCUGCAGAAAUGCAGCAUGUUGGGAUUCAGACAGAGAAUGAACAAAGAACCAGUGAGAAUGAACAACUCCUCGAAAAUCUCAGAGCUGAGAAGGAAGACGUCUUCCAAAAAAUGUCUCAAGAGAUCGCAUCUCUGCGAGAGAGGGACACCAGUUUGCUGAGACAACUAGACCAGCUUCAAGUUUCAUACCAAGAACUGAACUGUAGGUAUGAAAAAGAUGUUUCUGCAUUAAAACAGCAAGCAGAGGCAUAUCAGCAGGAGCUAAACUGCCACAAAAAUGCUAGUUCAGAGAGAGCAAGCUUAACUUUCUACAUUCAGCUGCUGCAGCUGGCUAACCUCUUCUAUGGGGUGAAAAGAGGAGACCAAUGUAAAAUCUCCUCCUGCCAGUAUAUAGCCUCUCCACCGCCAAGACCCCUGCAGUGCCUCCUCGUGGCCCCACACGUCAACUGGGUACCCUACAGUCCCAGGCUAAACUGCAGGGGAUCUCGGAGCAACAGUGGGCCCCAGAGACAUGGUGCAAUAAUGCUGUGGCAUCAGUCAACCACUGUUCCAGCUAUGGACAAAUAG